Prorocentrum cordatum is the source of this 824-nucleotide messenger RNA. NCBI's taxonomy places the organism in Eukaryota, Dinophyceae, Prorocentrales, Prorocentraceae. The record is from the annotation of a GenBank genome assembly.
GAGCAAGAGCCGCAACCUGCUCCGCACACCAGGCUCUACGAGUACAUCCCUCUCUACCUGACGGGCAGCACCCGCGCGCAGGAGAUCACCCGCGAGCACUACAUGGGCGAGAUCCUCUUCCCUGGGAUGAGCCGCCGCCCGACUCUGGACGGCCGCCACCGCCUCUUUCAGCACGACUACCACUGGGAGCUCUCCUUCGGCUGGACCUACAAGAGCUUCGGGGGGAGCAUCUUCCUACAUCAGCGGUUUCGGCAGGCACACCUACGUGACCCAGGCUAUGACCAUGAUGGAGCCUGUGGGCAGUCGUCGCACGCCCUUCAGCGGGGCGGACCUCAGCUCGGCGACUCCGUGGACGAGACGUUUCUCGGCUCCUCGUCCCUGCUCGUGCCCGACUUGCGGAGCGAGGUCGACAGCGCCGUGGGCACCUUCCUGGAGCUGGAGGGCCCCUCUGGACGUCUUUGGCAACGGUUCCUCUCGGACCACGACACCUUCUUUGUCAGCGGGGACACCUUCAUAGGGACGCACGGUCGCCGCCUCAACAUAUUGUACGAUCGAGACCACCGCUCCUUCUACGCGGGCGACAUCUUCAAGGCCCACGCGCUGCACACCUGGGACUACGACGCGAUCAGGCUUCGUCGGGAGGGCGCCCUGAAGACGCGCGACCUGCAGCAGGCGGUCACGUUCCUCCCCAAGACGGUGCGCCUGCACGCCCAGCUGCUCAGGGACCUUGCGGACUCGGAAUGGAUCAGCAUCGUUACCACGCCCACGGCCACUACGAUCGUCGCAGCUCGGGAAGCGGGCAAGAUGUACGCAGAGGCGGCGCA